Messenger RNA from Magallana angulata, 3253 nucleotides. RefSeq lists its product as uncharacterized. NCBI's taxonomy places the organism in Eukaryota, Metazoa, Mollusca, Bivalvia, Ostreida, Ostreidae. The coding region runs from base 452 to 2779 and encodes 775 amino acids. The record is from RefSeq and is a predicted model, not a curated record. The transcript has 3 exons.
AAAUCCAAUUGUAAUCCCUAUCUGAUAGUAGUAGGUGGAGAUAACUUGAGCUGUCAGCACAGAAAACAGUAAUUUAGCAGAUUAACAAAUCAGUUAAUCACUUUUAAUACUAAGAGGAGUCUAGACAUUGCUUGUGAUUUCAAGAAGUGACAAUUCAGAGUAGAACUACAAAUCUGGAAACCGAACUUUGUGGGGUAUCAGUGGUCAUUUGGAACUAAUUUACUGCAGAAGAUCCUCUAGAGGCGUGAAAUUAACACGAAACUGUGAUGCUGAUAAGUAUCCAAUUAAACUGUAGCAUCUGAAAACAAGCUGGCCAUGUAGUUAAUCAAAGUGAAUUAUCUAUGUGGUAAUUACUGACUGAAUUAUCAGAGAUUCUCCCUGACCAAGCAUCAGUACCCUCGUGACUUUAUAAAGGUGAUGCUGGCUGAUCAUUGAGUGAUUGUUCAGAGCAAUGUUGAUUGCAAACACUAAUGCUACCAUGGAUGCAAAAGAAAAUAAUCAAAUCCAUUGGAUCGAGUCUGGAAUGGAAUCAGAUGUUGCACCAGACGAAAUGUACCUUAUGCUACAAGCAGAUAUGAUGAGCAUCAAGAAGCAGGAACGAGCUCUUCAGAGUGAGAUUGCUGAAAUUCAGUCCAAGUUCUUCAACCUGGUGGAGAACUGUGGGAUCCAGCGCUCCGACUUCCCAGUCCGGGACAACUCCAAAGUCGUGUCUCCGUCCUUCCUUCAGAGCAACUCGACCUCCAGCCUCCGGCGCGUGCUUCCCCAAGAGGAGGAUGAGGAGUUCCUUCUUCAGCAGCUUCUUCAGGGAUCUGUGUGUUCCAGUAGUAGUGACAGUCUGUAUGAGGACUCCGAGAUGACUCUCAUCAUCGACAACAACUCCAACUACAAGCCUUCCCCAUUCCGUCAGCCGGAAAACACCGUUGUCAGCUUCACCAGCAUGCUUGUGCCAAACCUGACGGAACCUAUCUCAUCAUCAGACAUCAGCAAUGGCUCCAGCAGGAUGACGUCUUCUUCAGAUGGUUAUCCCAAAUCCACAGAAACCUCAUCAGAUGUUGACAACCAGUGUGUCCCUUGUCUGGACUUUGAGGAGGAGCUGGCAUCUCGAACCAAGUACUACUCCGACUUCACCAUCGAUCGCCAGCGCAAGAUCAACAACAUGUCACCCCCUCUCUCCUAUGGCAAUGAGUCUUCCAAGGACAGUGACAACAGUGACAAUGCAUGUGAGGAGCUGUUCACAAGGGAAGUGGAGGGAUGUGAAGCCAAGGACCUACCUGCAUUCCGUGCUGCUCCUCUCGGUGUUUCCAAUGUGAAUGACUCUAGGAUGAUUGCUUACUCACGUUCCAGCUCCCAUUCAUCAGGAACAGACAGCUCAUCUGUGUCUUCCAGAUCUGGUCAUCGCAUCAGCAGAUCCAGUCGCUCCAGUGCCAGCAACAGAUCUUCAUCCUCAUCAUCCAGUCGGAAGAGCACCACCAACCCACAGGCAUCAUCCACCAUGAUCGAGGAUCUGUCCCCUCAGUCAUCUCACAGCAGUGGUAGCAGCAGACACAAGUCAUCCACCUCCAAUCCCCAGGCUUCAUCCACCAUGAUUGAGGAUUUCCCUUCUUCGAAAGGCAGCAGCCGGUGUUCCAGCAAUGAGGACUUUGUUAGUGUGUACACCUGGUCCAUUCACGACACCUCCGAGGAAGUCAACUUGGAGGACUCGUACCUCAGGAACAUCGGACACAAGGUGGCAGCCCGCUCAACCAGAUCCAGCCGAAGCAGUAGUGCUAGCAGCACCACAUCCAGGAAAUCAACCAAGCGUGACAGAGACUCCAACCGCAUCCAGCAUGUGCUUACAGAGCCUGACUCACAACUGGGAAAUUCCUUGUCUGUGAUUGAACAAGCCAGUGACAUUCGUGAAGCCUUCCUUGGAGCUGAUUCUCUGUACGAGGACGAGGACAUCCACUACAAAGCCAGCACCUUACCUCGCACCAGCACACGCCUAUACCUCGUGGGACAGAAGACCAGUGCUAGCUCAUCCCUCGAGGCUCGUCGCUCUUCUAUGCCUGAUAUCCUUAGUGUCUGCACGCCUAGUGACUUUCAUAGUGUUCCCACUUCUGACGAUGAAGAGGACAACAAUAGUGCUGAUGACUCCUCACCUCUCCAAGAGCGCAUUGAAGUCCCGGGGAAGUCCAGUUCCAGUGCCUGCACUUCAAGUCCACUCGAGAACUCGACCAAAUCUGAUGUUGCUGCACCAAACAACACAGAGGCCCUCAUUGACUCCAUCCUCACUGACAGUCCAGUCAGUGCUUGCAGUAGUGGAAUAGCCGCCCCCUACAACUCCUACAACUCAGCAGCGGAGAGCCAUCCAGCCUCCCGUGCCAGCCAGUCCACAAACAGUGACAACAAGUCGGAAUCCUCCAUCGGACAACCUAGUGCUCCUCCAUCCUCAGUCAAAUCCUCACCCGCUGUGCCUGCCAAAGCUCCAGUGUUGGACUUUGUCUUCAAGAAACCUCUGAACACCCAGCCACUGAGGAAGCUGUUCAAGUUCAAGAAGAGCAAGGGGAAGAGUGUGGAGAAGAUUCCGACCACGUCCACUCCCAGCCACGCCUACCCGUCCUCUGUCCGCAGUGACCCACUUUCCAGGAGGAAGCUUUUCUCCGGCAGUGACCAGAAGAUGCAAGAGGUUCAGCUGAUGGACAAGAAAGCUGUCAUGAAGAAGUUCCGUAGAUUCAGCGAGAGUUUCCACAAGCGCAACAGUACUGGCCUUCCCAGGAUCCAAACCCUUGCCAACCUUUAAAGUGUGACACUUCGUGUUCAAAGACACCAUCUUGUGUUCAGAUUUCACAGUCAUUGCCAAAGACAUUUAUUUGUUUUUCAUUUGUUGUAAAUAUACUUUUUUAUUUUAUGUUUGAGCAUUAUUUUGAAAAUAUGUGUGUUACUGCAUGAAUGUAGCAGGUUGAGUGAAAAAUUCAGUUAUUCACAUGAGUACAAAACGAGUUGAAUGCUGUAAAACAGUUUUGUUAAUGUUAUGUUUGGGAGAUUUUAUGGCAUUUUAGAAUUGUGUUUCAUUAGAGUCAGUAUUGUAACUGUGCAAUAUGAUGUGGUUGAGAUUUAGAACUUCCUUAAGUUUCUUGCCAAGACUAAGACUUGUAUUACGAAACUUGCAAACACUGUACAUAGUUGUACAUUUUGUAAGAAAUCCUAAUUUAUUUUGUUUUGUAACUUAUCAUGCAGUGCUAAAUAAUGUAAAUAAAUAAACAUAAAAAAUUGA